Messenger RNA from Eupeodes corollae, 2998 nucleotides. It is a transcript of the gene Nt5b, whose product is annotated as cytosolic purine 5'-nucleotidase. The coding region runs from base 272 to 2230 and encodes 652 amino acids. The record is from RefSeq and is a predicted model, not a curated record. Gene Ontology annotation, molecular function: 5'-nucleotidase activity. NCBI's taxonomy places the organism in Eukaryota, Metazoa, Arthropoda, Insecta, Diptera, Syrphidae. The transcript is spliced from 10 exons.
UUGUAUCCGUCAGAUCGCGGUGCGGUAGGCGGCCCGCGGCGGGCGGCGGCUCUGCGGUGUAUAACGUCGAACAAAACCAACGAACGAAGUGUUCAUGCUCAUUUAGUUGAUCGAAGAGAGUUGUUAGAAUCGGAACGGCAUUUACUUUUCGUUAAGUCUUCUAAUUAAUAUUCUGACACGCGUUUAAUGUCAAAUUCAUAUAAGAAGACUAAAAAUAGAACGUAAACACAUUUUAGUGAGAAGCAAUCGGUUUGUUGGCAGUGGUGUUAUUAUGCCAGAGAUCUCUCAAGAUAAUUUUGAAGUGUUAAAUCCAAUUUCACAACCUGUAUCACCAAUGGAAUUGCGUGCGCGAUCGAAUUCAACAGAGCGAAAAAAUUCGCUCAGAUUAAAUGCACCUUUGGAGCCGACAAUUUAUGAGAACAAUCCCUUUGUGAUGAAUGAUGAUAAGAACAAUAUAAGAGUUAGCAGAUCAAGGACCUGUACAAUUGGAGAACAAGACAUGGAUUCUUCUUUUAUCAAUGGAUUGCAGCCUGAUCCAUUUCAGGGUCAUAAAAGAGAAUUGGGGCACAGAAUUUUCGUUAACAGAUCGCUGCAUUUGGAAAACAUCAAGUUCUAUGGCUUCGAUAUGGAUUAUACCUUGGCUGAAUAUAAAUCACCUCAAUAUGAAACACUUGGAUUUGAUUUGGUUAAGGAACACAUGGUCAGCAUGGGAUAUCCGAAGGAAAUUCUACAAUUUGAAUAUGACCCAUCAUUUCCGGUACGUGGUUUAUGGUUUGACACACUCUAUGGUAAUCUUUUGAAAAUGGAUGCCUAUGGAAAUAUUCUUGUGUGUGUUCAUGGAUUUGUAUUUUUAAAACAUUCCCAAGUUUAUGAAUUGUAUCCAAAUAAAUUUUUAAAAUUGGACGAAUCACGUGUUUAUGUUUUGAAUACGCUAUUCAAUUUACCAGAAACGUACCUUCUAGCAUGUUUGAUCGAUUUCUUUACCAACAGCAAGGAGUAUAUCAGAGAUAAGACCGGUGUUAAAGCUGGAGAGUUAUUUAUGUCAUUCAAAUCGAUCUUCCAAGAUGUUCGACGGGCUGUGGACUAUGUACAUCUCCAAGGGGAUUUGAAGAAGAAGACCACUGAAAACUUAGACAUGUACGUUAAGAAGGACUCGAGGCUUCCAAUGGUUUUGUCUCGCAUCCGUGAUUCAGGUGCCAAAGUGUUUUUGCUGACAAACAGUGACUACAGAUUUACCGAUAAGAUAAUGUCUUACUUGUUCGAUUUUCCACAUGGAGCCAAGGAAAACGAGCCCCAUCGCAAUUGGAAAACUUAUUUUGAUGUGAUUGUAGUUGACGCCCGGAAGCCAUUGUUCUUCGAUGAGGGAACAAUUUUACGCCAAGUAGAUACAACAACUGGUGCUUUGAAAAUUGGCACACAUAUUGGACCACUCCAACAGGGACAGGUCUAUUCAGGUGGCUCAUGUGAUGUUUUUACUUCUUUAAUGAACGCCAAGGGCAAGGAUGUCCUCUACAUUGGUGACCACAUAUUCGGUGACAUUUUGAAGAGUAAGAAAAUCCGAGGCUGGAGGACAUUUUUAAUUGUCCCUGAGUUGGUUCAGGAACUUCAUGUGUGGACUGAUAAAUGUCAAUUUUUUGCUGAACUUCAGCAAUUGGAUAUAAUGUUGGGUGAUAUGUACAAAAAUCUUGACUCAAGUACUAAGGAGAAACCUGAUAUAUCCAAUCUUCGAACAAGCAUUCGUGAUGUGACGCACAAAAUGGAUUUGGCCUACGGUAUGAUGGGCUCUCUAUUUCGUUCGGGCUCAAGACAAACAUUCUUUUCAAGUCAAGUUGUCAGAUACGCUGAUCUUUAUGCGGCAACUUUCCUUAAUUUAAUUUACUAUCCAUUCUCGUACAUGUUCCGAGCGCCGGCCAUGUUAUUGCCUCACGAAUCGACUGUAACACAUGAACAACGAUUUAAUAUGGGAGCACCUAUGAUACAAAGAUCUAGAGCUAAGGGUCCCGAAGAUGAUGGAGAGUCAAAGCCUACGUCAUCGGGUGUAACAAAUGAUUUAAUAAUCCUUCAGGAUAAAUCUCUUUUGGGAGUUGAGUCAUAUUCGCCUGCAUUGCCGUUACCUCAUGCUCGUCCAGAAACUCCCCGGACUGUUACCCAUACCCACGACGAAGAUUGUUCAGAUGAAGAAAGUGACCACAACACUAAAUCGGACCAACGCCAGACAGAUUCUCCUUGAGUCCCAAUUGAACUUCUCUUAAAUUUAUAAGACAUGAAGUUGUUAUAGAUUUCUACUAAAAUUUAUUCGAGUUGUGUCACAAAUUUUCAGACUUUAAAAUAAAAUUGGCCUAACAUCAUUAAAGCCUUUCCUCGUUAACGGUUACAAAACAAUUAAAUUAGCAAUAUAAAAUUAAAAACAAAAAAAAAACUUGAAAUAUUUUAAAACAGAAAAUGAAUUAAAAAUCUGCAUGAAUUGUUAAUAAAUUUGUAAGUUAUUAGUUCUUUAUGGUAUAGCAUUUUUAUAUUAAUAAUAUACAUACAUACAUUAUACAGUAACUAUUGCAAAGAAAUAUUUUUAACGCCUAAAUAAUAAUCAAGAUGCAAAAUUAUUAGAAUUACUUAAAUUACCUUUAAGUACUUGUACCUUUUUUCGUUUUAUAAAAUUAAAAUCAUAAAAAUCUCAAAUGUUGUGAACUGUAUCUUAAUAUGCAUAGUUGAAAGUAAUAAAACAUUAUUUUCUUUUAUUACAAAAAGAAAAUCCGAAUUUAUAAAAACAAAAUAAAAACAGUUUUAUUCCUGAUUUUAAAUUUAAUUUUUUAUUACUACCGUUCAAAAAAAAUAUUAUGAUUUUAAAUAAAAAUAGCAAUAUUAUAAAAGCUAGUUUUAACCAGGCACUAUAAGAUUUAACUGCUCUUUGCUGUGAACUUUAGCAAUUUAACAAACCAAAAUAACAAGUAUAUAAAGUCAAUGUAGCUAUAAAUUUAUGAAUAAAAACAGUAAAAUGAAA